Molecule: messenger RNA, 976 nt
Organism: Uranotaenia lowii
Lineage: Eukaryota; Metazoa; Arthropoda; Insecta; Diptera; Culicidae
Gene: Cpr11A
Exons: 4
Coding region: 125-802 (225 amino acids)
Cellular component (GO): chitin-based extracellular matrix
Molecular function (GO): structural constituent of chitin-based larval cuticle
Source: RefSeq, a predicted model, not a curated record
UCAUUACCGCAUCUGGCACGGGAAUCUGCAAGGUGUCGCCAGCCUUGACGUCGUGAUAGCUGUCCGAUUGUUUCCUUGGGAUAUCUGUUUAGCGCGAAUUCGUCACAUUCGAGAGGUCCAAAAAAUGAAAAUUCUGCUUGUCGUUUGCCUGCUGGGAGCUGUGCAGCUCACGUUGGCAGCCAAAAUAAAAAUUCCUUCGAAAAACCGCAACGAAGACCUGUUCUCGGAUGACGAGUUUACCUUUCCGGUGGAGGACAACAAGGAUCCAACCAACUUUACCGGUGACGUCAUGAAGGCCACUAUCCUCAUGGCGGAAGUCAAAAACACGGGCAAAGGCAAAUUCAAAUAUGCGGUAGAAACGCAGAAUGGCAUCGAAAUCGAACAGAUUGGAAAGUUGCGAAACGAUAACAAAACGUUCGUCGUGAUGGGUUCCUAUACCUACACCGGAGCCAAUGGAAAACGGUAUCGUGUCCGAUACACUGCCGACGAAUUCGGCUAUCAUCCGAUCACUGAACUGGAUUUGGACAUCCCUGAGCUUGAGGGUCAACAACCUGCUACGCGACCUCCACUACAGCCAUUCACGUUUGCACCGCGGACAACAACGACGACUACCACGACAACUACGGAGCAUCCCGGAUACAACUACGAACGGCCUUCCAAUGCUUAUCUGCCCCCAACGAAUGGGUACCUGCCGCCUUCGAAUGAAUAUCUACCCGCCAAAAAUGUGAACGAGCCACCACAACAACAGCUGCCGCCUUUUUUCGAUCCUCCGUUCCGAGGUCGGAACAACAAUUUCAUCUAGGCUAACUUCAUUCACAUCCGGAACUCCUACCUAGUGAAGCUAUGAAGUACAAACUUCAAAUCCUACAUAUGUGAGAGGUCGACGAUCAUCUGUCACUCGCAUAGCUAGAAAAGUUUCACCGAGAUGGUCAACUACCAUUUAGUUUCUAGAUUUUAGUUUUUGUAAAUAUUUCUU